CUGCUUUAACCUCUUGCCUUGAAAUUUGGCCCUCCCACGGUACGUAGGGCCUGCCCUUGGAGAGACAAGUCAGGGAUAAAAGUACUACGUACCAUAAGACAGUAUAUAAAGUAAUCUCCAGGCAUGAUCAAGCUCGUAAUAAGAGCACGUCUACCAGGUAUUCCUCGGGGAUGCAGUAUGCCUCGGCCCAGGUGCAUGUCCACAUCGUCAGAUAGCCCAAUGCACGUCUCUGUAUUGGGUCGAGAAUAUCCACGAGAUUCUCAAACGAACAUCACCUCCGCUAUUAUUCACAAACUAGACAGACGAUUACACCUCCAGCCUUCCCACCCUCUGGGAAUCCUUCGAAACCUCAUAGAGUCUCACUACCCAACCUUUUCCGCUUUUUCCGACAUGUCACCCGUAGUCACUCCGGCAAGAAACUUCGACGACCUCUCGUUCCCUCUAGACCACCCUGGCCGAUCAGUCACGGAUAGUUAUUAUAUCAACAAAGAUUAUUUGCUGCGUACACAUACGUCUGCUCACGAAGUUGAAACAUUCUCCAAGGGCCAUCGAGAGUGGCUGCUCACAGCGGACGUGUAUCGACGAGACGAAAUUGAUGCUUCACAUUACCCCGCUUUCCAUCAAGUCGAGGGUGCACGGCUAUUCCACGAUAAUCCGAACGGGAUCAAGGAAAUUGAAGAAGACAACGCUCGGCUGUCCGCGCACCUUGCAAGUUCGAAUAUUAUUAUUGAAGACAUCCCGCACAUAAGUGCUUCAAAUCCAGUUCAGCCGUCUCAUGACCCCGUCAAGGCAGAACUCGUCGCACGCAACCUCAAAUUGUCACUCAAUAGCCUUAUAUUGCAUUUGUUCGGCGGACGAGCAAGUGCGAAUGAAGAGGAACCUCUCAAAGUAAGGUGGAUUGAAGCAUACUUCCCCUUCACGAGUCCAAGCUACGAGGUCGAGGUCUUCUUCCACGGAAAGUGGCUUGAGAUUCUCGGUUGUGGGGUAGUGCUUCAAUCCACUCUGGAUCGUGCUAAUGUACCAAACAGCAUCGGAUGGGCUUUCGGACUUGGCCUGGAGCGUAUCGCUAUGAUCCUCUAUUCCAUACCCGAUAUUCGAUUAUUCUGGUCAAAAGAUUCCCGAUUCCUUGAGCAGUUUAUACCUGGGACUAUCAGUACCUUCAAACCUUUCUCGAAGCAUCCGCCAUGUUACAAGGAUGUCAGCUUCUGGGUACCUUCAACAGGCUUGCAUGAAAACGAUUUCUGCGACUUGGUCAGAGAUACAGCGGGUGAUUCUGUGGAAGACGUCAAAUUGAUCGAUUCUUUCACUCACCCAAAAACCAACCGAACGAGUCAUUGUUAUCGUGUCAACUACAGAUCUAUGGAUCGCUCUUUGACAAACGACGAAGCCAAUGCAUUCCACGAGCGCGUCAUCUCACGACUCAAGGAAGACUUCGGAGUAGAGAUUCGUUGAUUAAGUAUUGUCUAUACUGCAAUAUUAAUCUAAUGAUGAUGUCCCACCUGCGACCCACUCUCCCAACUAC
Somion occarium is the source of this 1522-nucleotide messenger RNA. NCBI's taxonomy places the organism in Eukaryota, Fungi, Basidiomycota, Agaricomycetes, Polyporales, Cerrenaceae. The record is from the annotation of a GenBank genome assembly.